AUGUCAUCGUCAUGUCAUUGUCAGGUAGGCAUAGGUAUGUGUCUGUCCCUGUCUCGAUGUCUGUGCAUUUGCUUAUUGUGUACGCUGUACAUGCAGCUGGUGUACAUCCCAUUAGUGCAUCUGCCUCUGCCGGUACUUGGACCGAGGUACACGGUAAUAUAAUGCAUUACAUUACAUUACUGCGUAUUUAUCUACCUGCCUGUGCCUACCAACCUCAUUCAUACGAGAACCCCUCAAUGCUCCUUCCCAAUGGUGGCUGAUGAAUGCCGCGUCGAACUGGAAAGAGCAAACAGAAGAGGAAUGCGCGGCCCAACUAUGACGCCAUGACGCCCUACUCCCCUCCACCAGGAAGGAGCUCCCUCGGUACCUAUUCACCGUCUUUCUGCUCUGCUCCUUCCCAAGCUCGAGCUCUGGUCCACGAUCGCCCUGUGCCGCCAUCGGCAUGGAAGGAACCUGCCCCACUUCCCCCCACCAUCUCAGCCCGCUUGCAAAUAUCGGCUCCAUCAUUGGCUCAAGCUCAAAAGCUCAGACACAACACUAGCCUUGAAAGGACUAGCUCUCAAACAAUGGUGCAAGCAAACCCCACCUUUCCUGCCCCACACUCGGCCCAUUCUCCGAUAAAUUCGGAAGCUUCAUUGUUGAGCUCAAUCGGGAAUUGGAGCUCCUCCUCCUCUACGUCUACUCCGUACUGACUGACUGACUAAAUGUCCAUUCCACUCAAACACCAACACCGGCCGAGCAUCACCACCAUUGACUGUUCAUUUCUUCAUAUCGCAUCC
Colletotrichum navitas is the source of this 779-nucleotide messenger RNA. RefSeq lists its product as uncharacterized. The transcript has a single exon. The record is from RefSeq and is a predicted model, not a curated record. NCBI's taxonomy places the organism in Eukaryota, Fungi, Ascomycota, Sordariomycetes, Glomerellales, Glomerellaceae. Bases 264 to 692 code for a protein of 142 amino acids.